Triticum turgidum subsp. durum (durum wheat) is the source of this 891-nucleotide messenger RNA. Lineage: Eukaryota; Viridiplantae; Streptophyta; Magnoliopsida; Poales; Poaceae. The record is from the annotation of a GenBank genome assembly.
AUGGAAAACGUCACCCGUGAUGCUUUUGAUGUGCAGUAUGGCCUAUUCAAGGAAACGGUUGAUCAUCUGCUGUAUCCCAACCCAAGAUCGAGGUUGGUUCAUGAACAACAUCUGCUGUAUUUCCGUUUCCUUGGAAUUCUUCUUGGGAAGGCAAUGUAUGAGGGCAUAAAAGUUGCCUUGCCAUUUGCAACAUUCUUCUUAAGCAAGCUGAAACAAAAGUCGACCACCUUGAAUGAUCUGUUUUCACUGGAUCCAGUUUCAUACGAACAUCUUUUGCAGUUAAAGCGUUAUGAGGGCAAACUCUUGGAUUUGGAAUUGCGUUUCGUUACCACAAAUAAUGAAAAUGCUGACCAAUCUGAAGAAUUGCUUCCUGGUGGGAGAGGAAUGCGUGUUACUGAUCAUAAUGUUACUACUUAUAUUCAUCUAAUUGCCAACCAUCGUUUAAACUAUCAGAUCCGUAGUCAAAGUACACAUUUUUUGAGAGGUUUUCAACAACUCAUACCAAAAGAAUGGAUUGAUAUGUUCAAUGAACAUGAAGUUCAGUUUCUCAUAUCCGGCUCUCCGAAAAGUUUGGACAUUGAUGACUUGCGGUCAAACACCAAUUAUGCUGGAGGAUAUCAUGAGGGUCAUCAGGUUAUUGAUAUGUUCUGGGAGGUUUUAGCAAGCUUCUCUUCAUAUGAUCAGAACAAGUUUCUGAGGUUUGCCAUUGGAUGUUCUCGCGGCCCAUUUCGUGGAUUCCGACACGUUGUUCCGAAAUUUAGCAUUCUGAGAGAUUGUUACCUUGGAAUGGACGAGCAUAUAGACCGUUCGCCUACUUCGGUGACUUGCAUGAAUCAGCUGAAGCUCCCUCCUUAUGCAACGUUAGUAAACCAAAUAACUACAGUACAUUAG